UUUUCUAAUUAGUUAGUAUUACUACAACUACUCUGUCAAGAUGUCUUUCGAUUACGAAGCAUGCCAAGAUGCAGCCCAGUACCUCCGGUUGAGCCGAGAGAAGAUUAUUGAAAACCAGACUCAGAAACCGGACGGCAAGAAGUAUGUUUGGUUCCCGGACAAAGCUGAAGCUUAUGUGAAGGGAGAACUGAUCAAGACUGAGAAAGGGAAAUGUACUAUCAAGUCAAUCGCUGAGGGAAAGGAAAUGACAGUAAAAGAAGACGACCUCCAGGAGAUGAACCCGCCUCGGUAUGAGAAAUGCGAAGACAUGGCUGGCAUGACCUUCCUCAACGAAGCCAGCGUUCUUAACAAUCUUCGAUCACGAUACGAAUCUUUCAUGAUCUACACGUACUCCGGUCUCUUCUGUGUGACUGUUAACCCCUAUAAGAUGUUGCCCGUAUACGCUCCCUACGUGAUUGCUGCUUACAAGGGAAAGCGACGAACUGAGAUGCCUCCCCAUCUUUAUUCCAUCGCUGAUAACGCUUACACCGAAAUGUUGAUGAAUCGUGAAAACCAGUCCAUGUUGAUCACAGGAGAGUCUGGUGCGGGUAAAACUGUCAACACAAAGAAAGUUAUUCAGUAUUUCGCUUUGGUUGCUGCCUAUGGAUCUGCUCAAGAUGACGGAAAGGGUACACUUGAAGAUCAAAUCGUUCAAUGUAACCCAGCUAUGGAGGCUUUCGGUAACGCUAAGACUGUAAGAAACGAUAACUCUUCCCGAUUCGGUAAGUUUAUUCGAAUUCACUUUGGCAGCACUGGUCUUCUUGCGUCAGGAGACAUUGAACACUAUCUGCUUGAAAAAUCCCGUGUGAUCUAUCAACAAGAGGGUGAAAGAAACUACCACAUCUUUUACCAAAUCAUUUCUGGAUCUAAACCAGAACUUAUCGAUCAACUGUUGGUUACUAAGGAUCCAUACGAUUACAAAUCCAUUUCUCAGGGCGUCGUAUCGGUUGAUAACUUGGAUGAUGGUGCAGAAUUGUUGCUUACAGACGAUGCUUUCCGUGUACUCGGUUUCAACCAAGAAGAGAUCACCGGAAUUUACCGAAUCAUGGCUGGUAUUAUGCACCAACAGAAUAUGAAAUUCAAGAACAAACAACGAGAAGAACAAGCAGAACCUGACGGCACAGAAGACGCCGACAAAGUUGCUUAUCUUUUUGGGUUGAACUCUGCCGACUUUAUCAAAUACAUUUGCCACCCUCGUGUAAAGGUUGGAAACGAAUAUGUUACCAAGGGACAAUCUUGUAACCAGGUGAGCUAUGGUAUGGGAGCUCUCAGCAAAGGUUUGUUUGGUCGUCACUUUGAUUGGUUGGUCAAAUUGAUCAAUCAAACUCUGAGCACCAAACUACCAAGAAGUUUCUUUAUCGGAGUGCUGGAUAUUGCUGGUUUUGAAAUUUUCGACAGUAAUAGCUUCGAGCAACUUUGCAUUAACUUCACCAACGAAAAGCUUCAACAAUUUUUUAACCAUCACAUGUUCGUUUUGGAACAAGAAGAAUACAAAAAAGAAGGAAUUGAUUGGGUUUUCAUCGAUUUUGGAAUGGAUUUGGCAGCUUGCAUUGAACUCAUUGAAAAGCCACUUGGAAUUAUGUCUAUUCUUGAAGAAGAAUGCAUGUUUCCAAAAGCAUCUGAUGAUACAUUCAAAGACAAGUUAUACCAGAAUCACCUUGGCAAGAGCAAGGCUUUUGGAAAACCAGUAAAGAAGACAAAGUAUGAAGCUCAUUUCGAACUUUACCAUUAUGCUGGAACUGUGGCAUACAACAUUUGCGGAUGGUUAGAAAAGAACAAGGAUCCACUGAACAACAGUGUCGUCGAUCUUUACAAGAAAGCGUCAUUAAAACUGAUGCAAACUAUCUGGGAAGGAUAUGUAAGCCCAGAGGAAGCUGCAAGUGGUGGCGGCAAAGGCGGAAAGAGAAAGAAGGGUGGAUCCUUCAUGACUGUAUCAUCACUCCACAGACAAUCACUUAACAGUCUCAUGACCAAUCUUCGUUCGACUGCACCGCAUUUCGUGCGUUGUCUUAUUCCGAAUGAACGAAAAUGCCCGGGAGAGAUGGAAUCUCACUUGGUACUUCACCAGCUUCGUUGCAACGGUGUACUGGAAGGUAUUCGUAUCUGCAGAAAAGGUUUCCCAAACAGAGUUCCGUAUGGAGACUUCAAGCAGAGAUACCGAAUCUUGAACCCCAAUGCCGCUCCAGAAGGUCAAUUCAUGGAUAGUAAGAAGGCAUCAGAGAAGUUGCUUGGUAGUAUUGACAUCAACCAUGAAUCGUACAAGCUUGGUCAUACUAAGGUUUUCUUCCGAGCUGGUAUGAUUGGUAGAUUGGAAGAGAUGAGAGACAACAAGCUGGCAUCUAUCUUCAAACUUCUCCAAGCUCGUAUGAGAGGAAUGCUUAUGAGAAAAGAAUAUCAAAAGAUGAUUGAAAGAAGACAAGCGUGUCGAAUCAUUCAAUCCAACUUACGAGCAUUCUUCGGAAUGGCUAACUGUGAGUGGAUGAAGCUCAUGUUCAAGAUCAAACCUCUUCUGAAAACCGCCGAAUCUGCAAAGGAGCUGGAAGAGAUGGAGAAAGAAUUCGCGGAAACAAAAGUAAACCUUGAAAAAGAAACCAAGCGAAGAAAGGAAUUAGAAGAGAUGCAAGUCUCUUUUGUUCAAGAAAAGAACGACCUUGUUAUGCAAUUGCAAGCGCAACAAGAUCAAAUUGAUGACGGUGAGGAUCGAUGCGAUCAGCUCAUCAAGACCAAGGUUGAGUUGGAUGGAAAGAUCAAAGAACUGACUGAAAGACUAGAAGACGAAGAAGAGCUCAAUAAUGAGUUGGUUUCUAAGAAGAGAAAACUUGAAGAUGAAUGUUCAGAGCUGAAAAAAGAUAUCGAUGAUCUUGAGAUAACUUUGGCUAAAGUUGAAAAGGAGAAGCACGCAACCGAGAACAAGCUAAAAAAUCUCCAAGAAGAGUUAGCAACACAAGAUGAACAGAUCGCUAAGCUUCAAAAGGAAAAGAAAGCUCUACAGGAGGCCCAUCAACAAACUCUUGAUGAUCUACAAUCUGAAGAAGAUAAAGUCAACAGCUUGACCAAACAAAAAGCUAAACUGGAACAGCAAGUUGAUGAUUUGGAAGCUUCUCUCGAACAAGAAAAGAAACUUCGAAUGGAGCUUGAGCGAACCAAGAGAAAGUUGGAGGGUGAUCUUCGUCUUACUCAAGAAACCGUUAUGGAUCUUGAGAAUGACAAGCAGCGUCUUGAGGAGAAACUUAAGAAACAAGAAUUCGAGUACAGUCAGCUUGCUACUAAGCUUGAAGAUGAGCAAGCGCUUGUGUCUCAACUUCAAAAGAAGAUAAAGGAGCUUCAAGCAAGAAUUGAAGAGCUCGAAGAGGAAUUGGAAGCAGAAAGAGCAGCUCGUGCUAAGGUUGAAAAGCAAAGAGCUGAUCUAUCUCGGGAAUUGGAAGAAUUGAGCGAACGACUUGAAGAAGCUGGAGGCGCAACUGCUGCUCAGAUUGAGUUGAACAAACGACGUGAGGCUGAAUUCGCCAAAUUGCGUCGAGAACUUGAAGAAUCGAAUUUGGGACAUGAAGCUACCGUUUCAACUUUGAGAAAGAAAAAUGCUGACACCUCAUCUGAAAUGAGCGAACAGAUCGACAAUUUACAACGAGUAAAACAAAAGCUCGAGAAAGAAAAAAGUGAAAUGAAAAUGGAAAUUGAUGAUCUCGCCUCUAACGUGGAGAGCGUCACGAAAGCUAAGCUUAACUACGAGAAAAUGGCAAGAAACCUCGAGGAACAACUAAAUGAAACAAAGAUGAAGAACGACAACUUCACCAAGGAGGUUAACGAAUUGAACGCAGCUAAAGCUCGUCUCUCUUCUGAAAAUGGUGAAUUUGGUCGACAACUUGAGGAACGUGAGCACUUGAUGGCGCAACUUACUCGAAGCAAAAACAGUUCGUCUCAGCAAAUUGAUGAGUUGAAACGAGUUGUUGAAGAAGAGACCAAGGCUAAAGCCGCAUUAGCACACGCUGUUCAGGCUUCUCGGCACGACAACGACCUCUUGCGGGAACAAUACGAAGAAGAACAGGAAGCUAAAGCUGAACUUCAGAGAGCAUUAUCAAAAGCAAAUGCUGAAGUUGCUCAAUGGAGAAACAAAUACGAAACUGAUGCGAUCCAAAGAACCGAAGAAUUGGAAGAAGCAAAGAAAAAGCUUGCCAUUCGUCUACAAGAGGCUGAAGAACAGGUCGAAGCAAUGCAAGCCAAAGCCUCUAGUCUUGAUAAGACCAAGAACAGACUGCAGAGCGAACUUGAAGAUUUGACCAUUGAUUUGGAAAAAUCGAACUCAGCUGCUGCUGCUUUGGAUAAAAAGCAAAGAAACUUUGACAAGAUUCUUGCCGAACAUAAACAAAAAGCAGAAGAGAUUCAAGUUGAGCUUGAACAAUCGCAAAAGGAAGCCAGAAGUCUUUCAACUGAAUUGUUCAAAAUGAAAAACGCUUACGAAGAAUCUCUUGACGCUCUUGAAACCGUAAAGAGAGAAAACAAGAACUUGCAAGAGGAAAUUGCUGAUCUCACCGAUCAACUUGGAGAAGGAGGCAAAAGCAUUCACGAGCUCGAAAAAGCAAAGCGAACGCUCGAACAUGAACGAAACGAGAUGCAGUCAGCACUUGAAGAGGCAGAAGGAGCUAUUGAAGGUGAAGAAUCAAAGGUUCUUCGUCUCCAGGUUGAGUUGGCGCAAAUUAAACAAGAAUUCGAACGUCGACUUGCUGAGAAGGAGGAAGAAGUUGACAACCAGCGUCGCAACCAACAGCGAUCAAUUGAAUCAAUGCAAACCACUCUUGAUUCUGAGAGUAAGGCCAGACAGGAAGCUGUGAGGAUCAAGAAGAAGAUGGAAGGAGAUCUUAAUGAUCUUGAAAUCCAACUUGGUCAUGCCAACCGACAAGCCUCCGAAGCUCAAAAACAAGCCAAGUCUAUUCAGUCCCACGUUAAGGAUCUUGAAAUGCAAGUGGAUGAAGCUCAGCGACAUGGUGAAGAUCUUCAAGAACAAUCAGCUGUGAUUGAACGAAGAGGAAACCUUCUUACUGCUGAGAUUGAGGAGCUCAGAUCUGCUCUUGAGCAAGCAGAACGGGGAAGAAAACUGGCUGAGACCGAGCUUCUUGAGAGCAGCGAGCGUUCUAAUCUACUCCACACACAAAACACCGCUCUUAUCAACCAGAAGCGAAAGUUGGAAGGAGAACUUCAAACCAUGCAAGGAGAGGUUGAGGAAUCCGUUCAAGAACAAAGGAACGCAGAAGACAAAGCUAAAAAGGCUAUUGUUGAUGCUGCUACCAUGGCCGAAGAAUUAAAGAAAGAACAAGAUCUAUCUUCUCAUUUGGAGCGAAUGAAGAAGAACAUGGAACAAACUGUUAAAGAUCUUCAACAACGUCUUGAUGAGGCUGAAAACAUCGCGCUCAAGGGUGGCAAGAAACAAGUGCAAAAACUUGAGACCAGAAUUCGAGAACUUGAGAACGAACUUGAUUCGGAACAACGUCGCAACGGUGACUCAGUGAAGGGACAACGAAAACUUGAGCGACGAUUGAAGGAAGUGUCUUACCAAGGGGAAGAAGACAAGAAGAACUUAACACGCAUUCAGGAUCUAGUUGAUAAACUACAGAUCAAAGUGAAAACAUACAAGAGACAAGCUGAAGAAGCGGAAGAACAAGCCAACACAAACUUGAGUAAAUACCGCAAACUCCAGCACGAAUUAGACGAUGCAGAAGAAAGAGCAGAGAUGGCCGAAUCCCAACUCAACAAGAUGAGAUCCAAGGCUCGUGAUUCGAAGGGUGCAAACUAAGACCUUAAACUUGCUUAUAUUUAAAUGACUCCGCGGAACAAAGUUUGAAUUGAUUUGCUUUAAAUAUCUUGUAUUAGCAUCUUGUAUUAGGCAACCUAAAUCACUGUGAUUGUUAGAGAGAAUGUGUAAAUACGAUGGUUUUCAGUGUGCUUCGAAGUAUAAGAUGUUUUUGCUUGCUUAAAUGUAAAUAAACAAAUGCAAACUGGUA
Messenger RNA from Ciona intestinalis (vase tunicate), 6035 nucleotides. The record is from RefSeq and is a predicted model, not a curated record. Lineage: Eukaryota; Metazoa; Chordata; Ascidiacea; Phlebobranchia; Cionidae.